UUCUGAGCAUGAACGGAAGUCGUUCUCUGAGCAGGCUCCGGCGAUUUAAUGAUAGGUGGACAAAGUAACCCUCCUCCAUUCUGUUCUUCCGGACGCUCACACCCUAAAGAUGGCGACGCCGUGAGUAAGUGACAAGCGACUGCACUUCCGCAGUUUUCCUGCGCCCUGGUCCAAGAUGGCGGACGAGGCCACUCGGCGGGUCGUGUCUGAGAUCCCGGUGCUGAAGACUAACGCCGGACCCCGAGAUCGGGAAUUGUGGGUGCAGCGACUAAAGGAGGAAUAUCAGUCCCUGAUCCGGUAUGUGGAGAACAACAAGAAUUCGGACAAUGAUUGGUUCCGACUGGAGUCCAACAAGGAAGGGACCCGGUGGUUUGGAAAAUGCUGGUACAUCCACGAUUUCCUCAAAUAUGAGUUCGACAUCGAGUUUGAAAUUCCUAUCACAUAUCCCACUACUGCUCCGGAAAUUGCAGUCCCUGAGCUGGACGGGAAGACAGCAAAGAUGUACAGGGGUGGCAAAAUAUGUCUGACUGAUCAUUUCAAACCUUUGUGGGCCAGGAAUGUGCCUAAAUUUGGACUAGCUCAUCUCAUGGCCCUGGGGCUGGGUCCUUGGCUGGCAGUGGAAGUCCCCGAUCUGAUCCAGAAGGGCGUGAUCCAGCACAAAGAAAAAUGCAGCCAAUGAAGGACUACGCCCCUGAGGCCGGACUGAGGGACCAUGGCUAGGCUCCAUUCCUGUUUGCUCCUUUCUCAGGAUUCCUUCAAGGGUCACCUCUGGCUGUUACAAAGUAGCUGGAGGGACAAAUAGAAAACCCAACAAUAGGGCAAGGUCACAAAGUUUCUAAAUGAAACUGUACAGAGAGAUGAAAGAUUUGGGCCUUGAAAUAGGCAGUUUGUAUCCCUUCUCCAAGUAGAGCCCUGGAGGCAUUUUGGAGGCCUGGGGUGUAUCUUACAGCACAUAGCUUUUUGGUUUCUGGAGACAACCUGUCAAUAAAAGCUGCUUCCCCUGGUA
Messenger RNA from Mus caroli (Ryukyu mouse), 1006 nucleotides. RefSeq names its product ubiquitin-fold modifier conjugating enzyme 1 (gene Ufc1). Gene Ontology annotation, cellular component: cytoplasm. Gene Ontology annotation, molecular function: UFM1 conjugating enzyme activity. Lineage: Eukaryota; Metazoa; Chordata; Mammalia; Rodentia; Muridae. The record is from RefSeq and is a predicted model, not a curated record. Gene Ontology annotation, biological process: protein K69-linked ufmylation.